Paramacrobiotus metropolitanus is the source of this 2390-nucleotide messenger RNA. RefSeq lists its product as uncharacterized. The coding region runs from base 80 to 2245 and encodes 721 amino acids. The record is from RefSeq and is a predicted model, not a curated record. The transcript is spliced from 13 exons. NCBI's taxonomy places the organism in Eukaryota, Metazoa, Tardigrada, Eutardigrada, Parachela, Macrobiotidae.
GUUUUCGCGCAUUUCUGCUGUCAUUCGGUGUUUCACCUGGGAUCGGAAUUAUCAGCUGCAGUGAUUGUAGAAAUUUAUUAUGCGGUUAAUUUUCCUGCUGGUUGGUGUUUGCGCGUACGGCGUCGCAGGCGUGCACGGAGAAUGCCGGGAAGUCCCUGAUGACAAAAGCGUGACCGGUGGGCAAGAUGCGGCGGGCUCCCAGACCAAGUGGGCAGAUGAGAAGGGCAACCCUUGCGAACCGGCUGAAUCAACCGAGGCACCAGCCGACGCAGCCACGGACGCGGCAACCGACAGCGCCACCGAAGCCGCUAACGACACUGCUACCGAAACCACAACCGAAACUGCUACCGAAACCGCCACUGAAUCUGCCACCGAAGCCGCAACAGAAGCCGCAGUCGCAGUAUCGGCGAAGAAACCUACCGGAAUAAUCACCCAUACUAUAACCAUGACGUACACCAGCGAUGCACAACGCGAUGCGCUGCUGCAGAAGAUUCUGGCCAUCUGGAAGAUUGUCAUUACCACGCAAUUCAAGGGUUCGGAUGUCAGUAUUAAAUUUGUCAGCGCGAAACCCGGCGCGACGGCUAAUUCCAAGACUGUCACGUACACUAUCUCCUUCGCUGGACCCAAGCUCGAUACACAACUGGUGCUGCAAAAAUUCAAAACCCAGUUUAGUUCCAGCAAGAUUGAGGGCGUGACGCUGACUGAAGACACGCCCACAACCAGCACCAGCAAAGUCGCCGUUGGUCCGCCGACCAUGAAGACCCUGCGUCACACCAUCUUGAUUCGCUAUGCGACACCGCAGCAACGCGAAAACCUGAUGAAACUCGUCAUGAAACUGUGGAGCACCGUUCUCACGACCUACUAUCAGGCAUCAGAAGUGAACUAUAACUUCAUCAGCGACGCACCAACUGAUAUGAAAGGCUACAAAGCGGUGACAUACGAUGUGCUCUUCACCACCACACUGCAGACCAUCAACAUCCAGGACAUUCAGCUGAAAUUCCAGGCCCAGUAUCAAAUUAAAAAGGUCCCGGGUACCAUGCUGCUGGAAGGCAGUCCUUCUCUUACCGGUAACGUUAAGAUCGAGAACCAAACCAUCAUCCAUACCAUCAUUAUGAAGUAUGAGACGGAAGACCAGCGCGAUACCAUCUUGAAAAUGAUCCUGGAUGUAUGGAGGCUUGUCCUGUUGAAAUUCGGCGUCAAGGAUGUCCGCGUGGAGUAUGUGGACGAAAAGCAACAGAAGAUUAGCUCGGCCAAGAUUAUCACCUACAAAAUUAUCUAUAUGGGAAAGAAGGUGAAGGUCAGCUAUAAAGUCUUGCUGGACAUGUUUGCGGCGCAAUUUAAAAUCCAUUCAGUUACCGGUGUUACGCUGCUGACGGAUAUCGCCACCGCUUUAAGUACGCACACCGUCACACAGAGUUUAUUAAAUACGCUGGGCAUCAGCUACACAACCGAGGAGCAACGCGAUGAAAAACUGCAGCAAAUUCUGCAAAUAUGGACGGUGAUUCUCGCCCAGUAUGGCUACAAGAAUCCUCGCAUCACGGUGGUCAGCGAAGAACCCGUACCCACCAAGAUCCUCAAAUACAAGAUCGAGUACGAAGGCGACGCCAUUAGCAACGUUACCGAUGAGUUCAACGCCGAGUUCGGCAUCAAUCUUUUCCCGAAUAUCAUGUUGGUCGAAGGCAGCAAAGAAGUGAACACCACCACCCAACCACCGCCCACAACCACCACCAAAGUCUCCAUCGCGACACCGAGACGCAAACCGACCACCACCACAACCGAAGCGCCUCCUCCCGACACCGAAGCCCCAUCGCCACCUCCCGAAACCGAGGCCCCCACUACUACUCCGACGGAAGCGCCACCGCCUCCGGAUACUGAAGCGCCGACCACCACGGAAGCGCCACCACCUCCAGAUACCGAAGCACCAACCACCACGGAAGCCCCACCGCCGGACACCGAAGCCCCCACCACGACCGGAGCGCCUCCUCCACCCUACCCGACACCGGCGCCCCCGAAGUCUACUCCCAAGAAGACACCAGCUCCACCAAAGCCCACGGUGAAACCUACACCGAAACCGCCAGCACCGACUCCGAAACCCCCGGCUCCGACACCGAAGCCACCGGGUCCGACGGCGAAACCGACACCGGCGAAGACCCCGGCGCCGCCACCCAAGACACCGGCUCCGCCACCCAACCCCCGUCCGACGGUACCGCGUGGCCGCCGCCGUACGGUGUUCGAUCGCAAAUAAGCCGAGGAUUCGUUUGCGCGUUGGUAUUAAUUUUCUCGUUUCCUAAACUUUUUUGUCUGUCUUGUUAAGGGGUUCAAACUUUAUUUUGGAAAUGUGCCGAUCAAUUCACGGCAUAGCAGUCGUUAUUCAGUUUAAUGUUCAAUAA